Molecule: messenger RNA, 739 nt
Organism: Gongylonema pulchrum
Lineage: Eukaryota; Metazoa; Nematoda; Chromadorea; Rhabditida; Gongylonematidae
Source: the annotation of a GenBank genome assembly
GAAACCGGAACAGGCAAGAAAAUUGAUGCAACGAGCAACAGCAAUGCCACCACGAAAAACGCACUAUUUCGAUGAAACGGAGCCAGUUCAGAAUCGUGUAUACAAAUCUUUAAAGUCGAAAUUAAACGGGCAAAUGCUGGAAGACAUUGAAGAAGCAUUUGGUACACUGGAAUCCUGUCAGGCAGUUUAUGAGCGAAUAAUUGAUCUGCGAAUCGCCACCCCACAAAUUAUCAUUAAUUAUGCGAAAUUUUUGGAAGAAAACAAUUAUUUUGAAAAUGCUUUCAAGACCUACGAGAAAGGCAUUGCAUUAUUCAAAUGGCCAAUUGUGAACGAAAUAUGGACGGUGUAUCUAGUGAAGUUCUUAAAUCGUUAUGGUGGCAAGAAAUUGGAGCGUGCCCGUGAUCUCUUCGAACAGUGCCUUGAGAAUUGCCCAUCAAAAUUUGCAAUGAAAUUAUAUCUGUUGUAUGCAAAACUGGAAGAACAGUAUGGUUUGCCGAGGCACGCAAUGAACAUCUACAAUCGUGCCACUGCUGCUGUCGAAAGGCAUGAAAUGUACAGCAUGUUUAAUAUUUACAUCAAGAAAGCAAAAAGUAUGUAUGGAUUGACGCAUUCAAGACCAAUAUACGAGCAUGCUAUUGAAGUGCUUCCGGAGGAUCAGUCCAGAGCAAUGAGCAUUGAAUUUGCUGAAAUGGAAAGGAAACUGGGUGAAAUUGAUCGCGCACGGGCAAUUUAUGCGCAC